Messenger RNA from Microthlaspi erraticum, 1110 nucleotides. The record is from the annotation of a GenBank genome assembly. Lineage: Eukaryota; Viridiplantae; Streptophyta; Magnoliopsida; Brassicales; Brassicaceae.
AUGGAGACGACGAAGAUUGGUUCACUCGAUAGAGUCGCUGAGCUCAAAGCUUUCGACGAGACAAAGACAGGUGUGAAAGGACUCGUCGACGCUGGAAUUUCAAAGAUCCCACGCAUCUUCCACCACUCAUCUGUCAAGUUAGCAAAUCCUAAACAGCUUCCCUCCGACUCGCCAGAGCUGCUCACAACGAUCCCUACGAUAGAUCUUGGAGGACGAGUCUUCGAGGACGCGACUACGCGCAAGGACGCCAUUGAAGGGAUUAGAGACGCAGCAGAGAAGUGGGGUUUCUUCCAGGUGAUAAACCAUGGCGUUUCACUCGAUCUUCUCGAGAAGAUGAAAGAUGGAGUUCGUGGAUUUCACGAGCAAUCCCCAGAAGCGAGGAAAGAAUUCUACAGUCGUGAUUUCAGCGGAGAGUUUAUAUAUUUAAGUAAUUUCGAUCUUUUUAGUUCUCCAGCUGCAAAUUGGAGAGACACUUUAUCUUCUUACAUGGCUCCAGAUCCUCCGAAACCACAGGACCUGCCAGCGAUUUGCAGGGAUGUUAUGUUGGAAUACUCAAAGCAAGUGUUAAGUUUAGGGGAAUUUCUGUUUGAGCUUUUAUCAGAAGCGCUAGGGUUAAACCGUAAUCACCUAAAUGCCAUGGAUUGCGCAAAAGGCUUGCUCAUGCUUGGCCACUACUACCCACCCUGUCCAGAGCCUGACCUAACUUUAGGCACAAGUCAGCAUUCCGACAACUCUUUCCUUACCGUCCUGCUUCCAGAUCAGAUCGAAGGGCUUCAAGUUUGUCGUGAAGGGUAUUGGUUCGAUGUUCCUCAUGUUCCCGGUGCACUCAUCAUCAACAUCGGAGACCUUCUUCAGCUUAUAACAAACGACAAGUUCAUCAGUUUGGAGCACAGAGUAUUGGCGAACAGAGCCACAAGAGCACGAGUCUCCGUCGCGUGUUUCUUCAGCACCGGCGUGAGACCGAAUCCUAGAAUGUACGGACCUAUUAGAGAGCUUGUGUCUGAAGAAAACCCUCCUAAGUACAGAGAGACCACCAUUAAAGACUACUCUGCUUACUUCAAUGCCAAAGGACUUGACGGAAUCUCUGCUUUGCUCCAUUUCAAAAUAUGA